AUGUGCGGCUUUGCCGCGCUCCGCCAUUACCCCGAGCCCGGCCUCCCCCUCACCUCUCCAACCCCAACCUCCGAAUCCCCUUUCCCCGAAGGCGGUCCCCGCGCCUGGCUCGUCGUCCUCUCCGCCUUCCUCAUGCUCUUCCCCUCCUUCGGGCUGCAAGUCUCCAUCGGCACUUUGCAAGACCACUGGUCGCAACACCAACUCUCCUCCAUGUCCUCGCGCGACAUCGGCUGGAUCCCCUCCUUAUUCGUCUAUCUCUCCCUCGCCCUCGGUAUCUGGGUGGGUCCGUUAUUCGACCGGUACGGUCCGCGGUGGAUCGCGCUGGGCGGCAGUGCCGCUUUUCUAGUCAUGGUGUUUUUGCUGGCAGAGUGCAAGACGUUUUGGCAGAUGCUGCUUUGCUGUGGCGUGCUAGGCGGGUUUUCUUGUGCGGCGCUUACGACGACGAGUUUGGCGGUUGUGGCGCAUUGGUUUAAGGAGAAGAGGGGGUUGGCGCAGGGUGUGGCGAUGAUGGGGAGUUCCGGGGGUGGAUUGGCGAUUCCGCUGGUUCUGAGGACGACGCUGCCAAAGUACGGGUAUGCGUGGUCGCUUAGGAUACUCGGGUUUGUGUUUUUGGGGUGUUUUGUAGUGGCGAAUGGGUUGAUGAAGGCGAGGAUUCCGCCGUCGGCGGCGGCGAAGAAGAAGGCGAUUAUUUCGCCCUCGAUUUAUGGGGACUUGCGACUGAGCUUGUUUACGCUGAGUGUGUUUGGAUUUGAGGUGGUGUUGUUUGGGGGGUUAGGCAUUUUGCCGACGUAUGCGACAAGGAGUACAGACUUCCCGCCUGAUACUGGAUUCUAUCUCAUUGCGGUACUCAAUGGGGUUUCUUGUCUUGGACGCUUGCUCCCGGGGUACGUUGCGGAUAAGAUUGGGAGGUUCAAUACACUCUUCAUCAUGAUAGUCUUCACGCUGUUGUGGAUGUUGGUUCUUUGGUUGCCUCUUGGAACUACAUCACUGCCGGCACUGUACGCCUAUACGGCCCUCUUUGGAUUCGGCACGGGUUCCUGGAUGGCUCUGACACCUGCAUGCGUUGGGCAGUUGUGCAGAGCAGAAGAGUUUGGCCGCUACUAUGGGAGUAUGUACUUCAUAGCUUCUUUGGCAACCCUGGUCUGUAUUCCAAUUGGCGGUGAGCUCGUGGAGACGGUUGGACCUCAGCCCAUGGUGGCCUUCUUUUGUGCAGUUCUCGGAUUGAGUUUGAUUAGCUUCUUGUUCAGCAGGUGGGCCUGCUUGGGAAGGAGGUGGAUAUUGAAAGCGAAGGUAUAG
Molecule: messenger RNA, 1296 nt
Organism: Bipolaris victoriae FI3
Lineage: Eukaryota; Fungi; Ascomycota; Dothideomycetes; Pleosporales; Pleosporaceae
Exons: 2
Coding region: 1-1296 (431 amino acids)
Biological process (GO): transmembrane transport
Cellular component (GO): fungal-type vacuole membrane
Molecular function (GO): transmembrane transporter activity
Source: RefSeq, a predicted model, not a curated record